AACAUCACAGACGCCUCAGCUCCGGAGCGUCACGCUCCUCUGCACGGGAGACAGUGGCGGCUGCUCGGCUCGGUUUGGUUUUUUUAGGGAUUUUUUUUUUAAGUGUCACCAGCUAAGAAAUAUGUUUCAUUCACGUCGGAUCAGGGAUUGAAAUCAUGGCUGAGAGCGUCGGGUACAGUUUAGGAGCGCCUAAUUUGUUGACUAGGAAGUACCGGUUGUUCUGAUCUGGACGACGCGAACACGAAGUAAAAAGAAAAACAACAGUUACUUUGACUAAAAAUAAUAAUAAUAAAGAAAUUAGACAGGGUCGGCUUGUUUUAGCUGUCAUUCGAGGUCUGUUUCUCUGAGUAGACGGUUAAUACUCGUGAAAUGGACCGAGGAGGCUGUCAGAUGAGCGGCGGAGGAGGAGGAGGCGGCGGCGGCAACGACGCCAUCGACCAACACGGGAUGAUCACCCUGGAGGACCUGGAGUCCUUCUCCGAGGAGCAGCUGUCAGAUUCGGGCAACGGCAGCUUGGAAGAGGAGGGAGAAACUAUGGAGGCAGAGGACGGUUCAGAACGACUGCUACGUUACUGGCAGGAAGUGGCGAGAGGCCACCAAGUCGAAGUUUCUCCAGAUAUGGCCGAACCAAUUCAGCAGCUAAGUAGCGACAACCAAGGACGUAGUCAAAGAGAGCACAUCCCAUUCACCCUCCUACUGCGAAAAGAAAAGUGUGGGGAGCAGCUCUAUGAGAAACGGAACUAUGAAAAGGGCCACUGGGCUUGCAUAACUAUGCAUGAGGACACAUACGAACAGAGCAUCUGCUACGGUUUCAUGAAAUUAAUGAGAUACAUUUGUCAACAGAACUCCUUAGGAGACUACCUUGGUAUGACGUUGCCCAUCGUGACAAUAGUGCGGACAAAUGAGAACCACUCAGUGAUCUCCCAGGAUGUCACUGUGGCAUACUACCUUCCUAUUGAGCAUCAGGCCCAGCCGCCACAACCGUACGAUAACGAGAUCGUCAUCGAAGUCUGGCCAGCCGCUACCGUAUACACAAGGGCGUUUAGUGGUCCCACCAACGAAGUGACCAUCAUCAACCAGAUCAACACCAUGGCGGAGCUGCUGGACUCCCCUGCCGUGUGCGUCAACGACUCGUUCAUCGUGGCCGGCUACACCAACCCGGCUCACAGCAACCGUCAGAAUGAAAUCUGGUUCCUGGAGCGACGCUGACCGGACAGAACCAUCCUACCUGUGAACCUCAAGCCUCAUGAACUCUUGACACUGCCACAGCUCAGCUAGCAGCCUCAGGUUCCAGACCGUUUUAAGUCACCAUCCUUCCCCUGAAACAACCACCAGCCUAGCAUACUUCAAAACCGGCAGGUUUUGAGUUAAAAACUACAAAAAAAAGAAAAAAUCUUUCCCUUUCCAUCGUUUUAGAUCGACCUUUAUUUCACCUGAUCUUGACCACUGCCAUACACCUAUUAACACAAACCAAUGCUAAACGAAGCAGUUUGUUCUCCUUCUAGCUGGAUGCGCCCUCUUUGGUAAAGUGUGAUAGCUUCAUCUGUUAGCGCUUUGUGAUCCACUGAGGUUAGGUCAGUCAAUGCACAGGAAGCAGCUCCCAGUGGACGCACAGUUUGUUGUGUAGCCAUAAUCAUGUUCAGUCAUGUUGAGGACGCUGCUGUUCCUCUGGAAUAAAAUAAAACACGUCUUACAGGUGAACGGGAUGCUGACCACACUGCAUACUUUCCCUCAGCAGUAAGUGCAAUAUUUCUUAGAUGACUUAAAAGCAACAAGGUGGUUUCUGUAGGUUGGGGAGCGUGAAGCAAGUUCAAGGCCCUGAUCAGAUCAGAUCCAGGAGACUUUAUCAGGACUGAAGCUAGUGGCCUAAGCGGUAUUUGAGCUAAGCACAGAAAGAAGGCGACAUGUUUGUAAAUGAAUGUAGAGCUCCAGGGUAUCACACUUCAACAAACCAAAUGCCAACAGAUCCUAUCUGCUAAAUGACAAUCAAAACCAGCACCAGAUUCUGUACAGCGUGUUUCAGCUAGUGAUCCAAGAUUAAUGCAUUCCUCCGGCUCCAAGACUUGUUUACACACAAACUCAAGUAUUUCUAAGUACCUGCUGUCUAUUUCUGCUGGCCACUCUGUGUCGGUGUUAGAGUUCGCUAAUGCAUCGUAAGCACUACUGCUGCUAAAUAGAUGAUUAAGUCACAGAAAUCCUGAGUAUAUUUGCUUGUAAUUAGAAAAGCUGAUUUUAAUGUUUUUAAUCUGACGAUGUUUCUGAUGUUCUGUCUCCGAUUAAAGAAAGCGUUUCUGUUUCUGCAGGGUGUCAAAAUCAAACUGGAGGUAGACCUGAUAAAUGAUCACUGUGUGAUGGUUUUUCUCCAGAAUGGGGCUGUCUAAAGCUGCGUUUCUAUUAACCAUAUGCAGGGUUUCCCCCAGAAAACUUGCUAGGGAAGUUUUCUGGGCCAGCGGCUAAAAAGUGUUUAAAGUUGGCAGGAACUUUGAAAAUAUCAUUAACAACACCUAAAACACCAACUAUAAAUGUAGCUCUAAAAAAAUACAAUUAAAUAAAAAUAAAAAUAUUUUUCUGUA
Xiphophorus hellerii (green swordtail) is the source of this 2573-nucleotide messenger RNA. RefSeq names its product heme-binding protein soul3 (gene soul3). Gene Ontology annotation, molecular function: heme binding. The record is from RefSeq and is a predicted model, not a curated record. Lineage: Eukaryota; Metazoa; Chordata; Actinopteri; Cyprinodontiformes; Poeciliidae. The transcript is spliced from 5 exons. Bases 370 to 1209 code for a protein of 279 amino acids.